AUGCCUGUUUCUCAAACUCUUAUCCAUCAUCACCUUCAAAUUGAUCAUGUCUGUUUUCUUUAUGGAAAUAACACAGUAACAAGAGAACAUGUUUUUCAGGACUGUGUCAUUGCAAGAGCAGUCUGUUUUGUAUUUGUGGCAUGUUUGUAUUUUGGUUGUUGUUUCGCCUAUUACAAAAAAACACAGAGGAAAGCCCAGCCCGGGUCCAGAACAAGAUCAUGCGGGCAUCAGAAUCUACACCACCACCCUCCACGAAACGACGUCUUGGCCGACAGGAAAGGAAGCAAGAGACAAGCAAUGGCCAAGGGCAUGCAGAAGACCAUAUCCAAAACCUCAAUGCUCGUCAACUUCCUCCCUACCGGCACCCUCCUCACCUUCGAGAUGCUCCUCCCCUCCGUCUCCCGCAACGGCGACUGCUCCGCUCCGGUCACCACCCUCAUGAUCCUCGUACUCCUCGGACUCUGUUGUCUCUCCUGCUUCUUCUUCCACUUCACAGACAGUUUCAGGGGCUCUGACGGCAAGGUCUACUACGGGCUCGUGACCCCGAGAGGGCUGGCCGUGUUCAGGCAUGGUUUGGGAGAAGAGGUUCCGAAAGACGAGAGAUUCAAACUUGGGUUCACCGACUUUGUACAUGCGAUCAUGUCCGUGAUGGUUUUCUUGGCGAUUGCGAUGUCGGAUCACAGGGUGUCGGAUUGUGUGUUUCCUGGGCACGUUAAGGACAUGGAACAGGUUAUGGAGAGUUUUCCUCUCAUGGUUGGAAUUGUCUGCAGUACUUUGUUCUUGGUGUUUCCCACUACUAGGUAUGGUGUUGGCUGCAUGACAUCUUGAUAGUUUUUGUUCAUUGUUGACAUCUCAUUUCUCAAUGACGUAAGAAGUGUUUGUGUAAGAGAUCUAUU
Molecule: messenger RNA, 896 nt
Organism: Prosopis cineraria
Lineage: Eukaryota; Viridiplantae; Streptophyta; Magnoliopsida; Fabales; Fabaceae
Product: protein DMP8-like
Exons: 3
Coding region: 1-828 (275 amino acids)
Biological process (GO): endomembrane system organization
Source: RefSeq, a predicted model, not a curated record